Cucurbita maxima (winter squash) is the source of this 3597-nucleotide messenger RNA. Its product is annotated as glutamate receptor 3.3-like. The coding region runs from base 441 to 3194 and encodes 917 amino acids. The transcript has 7 exons. Gene Ontology annotation, molecular function: glutamate-gated receptor activity. Gene Ontology annotation, cellular component: plasma membrane. The record is from RefSeq and is a predicted model, not a curated record. Lineage: Eukaryota; Viridiplantae; Streptophyta; Magnoliopsida; Cucurbitales; Cucurbitaceae.
AGCAUAUACUUUGUUUCCCAAUCAUUCCGAUUUCUUAUUGGCGCAGCCUCCAAUCAGGCUUCCGUUUCCUUAUCUUCAUUCAUUUUUCUGUGAAUCUACUGCUCCAUGAAGUUGUAUUGGAGCAGCAGACUUUUCUUCAUUGCUUGAUUUUCCGUAUGGAGAGGGCAAGGAAUCGGAUCCUUGGUCUGCUUACAUGGAGAGCUUCGUUGAGAAUGUUUAAUAUUUAAGCUUAUCUUGGCUCUGUGUGCAAUUGAUUCACCACGAGAUAAUAAAAAAGUCGUCCUGUUUAACACCGUUUCCCGGCGGGCGGCGGAAGAGAGGAAGAAACAGAAGGUUUUACUGGUUCUAUUGGUGUGCUCAUGACUUUCAACUGGAUCGAAGUUUCUUUAUUUGCAUAAACUGGACGUAGAUAAAAUCCACUGUUUUGGCAAGAAUCGUAAAUGAGUUUCCUUUUGCUUCUUUCUUUGCUAUCUCUCUGUUGUGGUAGUUUUUCUCUCGAAUUUGGUAAGAACAGUUCCUCAAGACCAUCGGUUGUGAACAUUGGGGCUAUUUUCUCUUUUGAUUCCACCAUUGGAAAAGUUGCUAAAAUUGCCAUUGAAGAAGCUGUGAAAGAUGUGAAUGCGGAUCCCGGAAUUCUUCCCGGAACCAAGCUUUGGUUACAAAUGCAAAAUUCCAACUGUAGUGGGUUUCUGGGCAUGGUCGAAGUUUUGCAACUUAUGGAGAAUAAAACCGUAGCCAUCAUAGGCCCUCAGUCUUCUGUGGUUGCUCACAUUUCAUCCCAAGUUGCAACUGAGUUCCAAGUUCCUCUGGUCUCAUUUUCAGCUACAGAUCCUACUCUCUCUGCCCUUCAGUUUCCAUUCUUCGUGAGGGCUGCGCAGAGUGAUUUAUUUCAAAUGGCUGCAGUUGCUGAGAUUGUUGAUUAUUAUGGUUGGAAAGAGGUGAUUGCUAUAUAUGUGGAUGAUGAUUAUGGGUGGAACGGUAUUGCAACAUUGGGUGAUAAACUUGCUGAGAAGCGUUGUAAAAUCACAUAUAAAGUGGGUAUUAGUCCAGAAUCAGUGGUGACUCGAGCCCAAGUUUUGGAUCAACUUGUUAAGGUUGCACUAAUGGAAUCAAGAGUUAUGGUUCUCCAUGUGAACCCCAAAAUAGGCGCCGUAGUCUUUUCAGUGGCUAAAUUCCUUCAAAUGAUGGGGAAUGGAUAUGUAUGGAUAACAACUGAUUGGCUUUCAUCUCUACUAGAUAGUGUUGUUCCUCUUCCUCUUGAGACCGUGGAGUCGAUGCAAGGAGUUCUUUCUCUACGCCAGCACACAGCGGAUUCAGAUCAAAAGAAAGUUUUUCUUUCAAGGUGGAAUAAGUUCACCGGUGGCUCUUUAGGUCUGAGUGCAUAUGGUCUGUAUGCUUAUGACUCUGUUUGGGUGGUUGCUCAUGCCAUCCACAAAUUUCUUAAUCAAGGUGGGAUCAUCACACAUUAUGAUGAUUCCAGACUGCAUUUAAAUGAAAGCGGUAAUCUUCAUCUUGAAGCUAUGACUAUCUUUGAUGGCGGAAAACGCCUGCUGGAUAACAUAUUGGAGAGUGACUUUGUUGGUUUGAGCGGUGCCAUUAAAUUUGAUUCUGACAGAUCCCUUCCUCAUCCUGCAUAUGAUAUUAUUAAUGUUAUUGGGACUGGAUCAAGAAGGGUGGGUUACUGGUCCAACUAUUCUGGUCUAUCAGUUGAUUCUCCUGAGACACUCUAUUCCAAACCACCUAAUCGUUCAAGCGCAAAUCAGAAGCUGUACGAGGUUAUAUGGCCAGGAAAUACAAUAGGUAAGCCUCGAGGAUGGGUAUUCCCAAACAAUGGGAAGCUAUUAAACAUUGGAGUGCCACUUCGGGUCAGCUACAAGGAGUUUGUAUCACGAAUCAAAAGGACUGAAAAUUUCCAAGGUUUCUGCAUUGAUGUGUUUACAGCUGCUGUAAGCUUAUUACCUUACGCUGUCCCGCACCGAUUCAUAGCCUUUGGCGAUGGCCAUCAUAAUCCAAAUUACACAGAUCUUGUGUAUGGGAUCACAACUGGCAAAUUUGAUGCUGUUGUCGGAGACAUGGCCAUUGUCACGAGCCGUACAAGGCUUGUGGAUUUUACUCUGCCAUAUACUGCUUCUGGACUAGUUGUGGUGGCUCCAUUCCAAAAACUGAACACUGGUGCUUGGGCUUUCCUGCAUCCAUUUUCUCCAGCCAUGUGGAUGGUCACCGCUAGUUUCUUCCUUUUUAUCGGAAUUGUUAUCUGGAUUCUGGAGCAUAGGACGAAUGAUGAAUUCAGAGGUCCACCUAAAAAACAAUGUAUUACAAUUCUAUGGUUUAGCUUCUCAACUCUAUUUUUUGCCCACAAGGAGAACACAAUUAGCACUCUUGGCCGCCUAGUGCUGAUCAUAUGGUUCUUUGUGGUUUUGAUAAUAAAUUCUAGCUACACUGCCAGUUUAACAUCCAUUCUCACAGUGCAGCAGCUAUAUUCUCCAAUCACAGGAAUCGAAACCUUGACGAAAGGUGGCGAACCGAUAGGCUUUCAAGUUGGAUCGUUCGCUGAACGUUAUCUGAGUGAGGAGCUGAACAUAUCUAAAUCGAGGCUUUUUGCUCUUGGAUCACCGGAAGAAUAUGCCAAGGCACUUGAGCUUGGCCCUGACAAGGGGGGUGUUGCUGCUAUAGUUGACGAACGUCCAUAUGUAGAAAGUUUCCUGUCGAGACAGUGCACAUUCAGAGUUGUUGGUCAAGAGUUUACAAAAAGUGGCUGGGGUUUCGCAUUCCCCAGAGAUUCUCCCUUGGCUGUAGACUUGUCGACGGCCAUUUUGCAGCUCUCGGAGAACGGCGAUCUUCAACGGAUUCAUGAUAAAUGGCUAAUGAAAAGCGCCUGCAGCAUGGACAGUGCAGAGCUAGAAUCAGACCGGCUUCAACUUAAGAGCUUCUGGGGCCUCUUUCUAAUAUGUGGGAUAGUCUGUUUCAUUUCUCUUGCCAUAUACUGCUUUCAGAUUAUUCGUCAGCUAUACCGUUCUGAUGAGAAAGGAUCUGAUCUGUCCAUCAAUAGUGGAUCACAUUCUAAUCGUCUUCGACGAAUUAUAUCAUUGAUGGAUGAGAAAAAAGAACCUUCUAAAAGAGAAAGCAAACGAAGGAAAGUUGAGAAAUCAUUUGAAAAUGAUAGGGAUGAUGAUCAGUUGGAGAUCAAUCCCUGAGAAAGUGGCAGAUAGAACUUGAAGCAACCACCCAGGUUCAUUGUCUGCUCUCUUCAUCAAUCAUUUUAAGGCCUUUCCACACAUAAAUUACAUUCUAAAUCCAGUAAGGGAGAUGUAUAACUGAGCUAUCUGUUUCUAUAGGUUUAGAAAAAUAUCUAUUUCCAAUUUUUUUUUUGAUUUUGUUCUACUUCCUUUUGGGCGAAGGCUGGAGUAAACACGAGAACUAAAAGCAGUAGCUGAAGUAAAAUUUGAGCAUUGUGUAUUCUGCCGAUUCUAGAGCGAAAUCGGAGCAAAAUAUCUAAAUUUAUAGAACAAAGUGGACUACAAGAUGUGUGUGGACUAAUUUGCAAAGCAAAAAUGAGGAAGAAAGGUGUAAUAAAGGUGAUGGAACCAUGUUGUAGUA